CCUAUCUUAAGCACUCCCGCCCUCCCUCGCUGCUGCGCUUUUAAAUCCUCUCCGCCUUUGCCCCGCCUCUGGUCCGCCCCAUCUGAGGCGGGACCCUCCGGAAAACUCCCGGCCCGCCCGGUCUAGCGCUCCACUAGCUGCUGCAGCCCCUACCUUGUGUGCAGCUUUCCAGCCCACUUGGACGCUCUCCACAGUCACCACAGUUGUUCAGAAUGGCCAACAGGGGACCUUCAUAUGGCCUGAGCCGAGAGGUGCAGCAGAAGAUUGAGAAACAAUAUGAUGCAGACCUGGAGCAGAUCCUGACCCAGUGGAUUACCACCCAGUGCCGCAAGGAUGUGGGCCGGCCUCAGCCUGGGCGUGAUAACUUCCAGAACUGGCUUAAGGAUGGCACGGUGCUGUGUGAACUCAUUAAUUCACUGUACCCUGAGGGGCAGGCCCCCGUAAAGAAGAUCCAGGCCUCUCCCAUGGCUUUCAAGCAAAUGGAACAGAUCUCUCAGUUCCUGCAGGCAGCUGAGCGCUAUGGCAUCAACACCACUGACAUCUUCCAAACUGUGGAUCUCUGGGAAGGAAAGAACAUGGCCUGUGUGCAGCGGACACUAAUGAACUUGGGUGGGCUGGCGGUAGCGAAGGACGAUGGGCUCUUCUCUGGGGAUCCCAACUGGUUUCCUAAGAAAUCCAAGGAGAACCCUCGGAACUUCUCGGACAACCAGUUGCAAGAGGGCAAGAAUGUGAUUGGGUUACAGAUGGGCACCAACCGUGGGGCAUCUCAAGCAGGCAUGACUGGGUACGGGAUGCCACGUCAGAUCCUCUGAUUCCACUCUGCUCCUGCCCCUGCCCUCCCACGAAUGGUUAAUAUAUAUGUGUAUAUAUGUUUUAGCAAUGACAUUCCCUGAGAGCCUCUGGAGCUCCAAGCUCCCCUCUGCCAGGGUGGGGUCCAACCUAUCUUGCUGCCCUUGGCAGUGCCUGAUGGCUGCCUCUCCCUCUGUGCUUACUAAUACAUUCCUUCCC
Molecule: messenger RNA, 1008 nt
Organism: Nannospalax galili (Upper Galilee mountains blind mole rat)
Lineage: Eukaryota; Metazoa; Chordata; Mammalia; Rodentia; Spalacidae
Gene: Tagln2
Product: transgelin 2
Exons: 5
Coding region: 213-812 (199 amino acids)
Molecular function (GO): protein binding
Source: RefSeq, a predicted model, not a curated record